Perca fluviatilis (European perch) is the source of this 2706-nucleotide messenger RNA. RefSeq names its product dynactin 4 (gene dctn4). Bases 66 to 1475 code for a protein of 469 amino acids. The transcript has 14 exons. The record is from RefSeq and is a predicted model, not a curated record. Gene Ontology annotation, cellular component: dynactin complex. NCBI's taxonomy places the organism in Eukaryota, Metazoa, Chordata, Actinopteri, Perciformes, Percidae.
UAGCGGUGACAUCAAUACUAGCAGUGCAGACAGUGAGCCCACGGACUCGGUUGUGCUGCUCAGAGAUGGCGUCCCUUCUGCAGCCAGAUAGAGUUGUCUAUCUGGUUCGUGGAGAGAAAAGGAUUAGAGCCCCAUUAUCUCAACUUUAUUUCUGUCGCUACUGUAGUGAGCUACGGUCUCUGGAAUGUGUGUCUCACGAGGUGGACUCCCACUAUUGUCCAAGCUGUCUGGAGAACAUGCCAUCUGCAGAGGCUAAGCUUAAAAAGAACAGGUGUGCAAAUUGUUUCGACUGCCCGAGUUGCAUGCACACACUGUCUACGCGAGCCACAAACAUCCCAGCUCCUCUGCCUGAUGAUCCUACCAAGACGGCCAUGAAAAAGGCCUACUACCUGGCCUGCGGCUUCUGCCGCUGGACCUCCAGGGACGUGGGAAUGGCUGACAAAUCAGUUGCCAGCGGUGGAUGGCAGGAGCCAGAGAACCCUCAUACUCAGCGGAUCAACAAGCUGAUCGAGUAUUACCAGCAGCUGGCCCACAGAGAGAAGCAGGAGAGAGAUAGGAAGAAGCUGGCCAGGAGACGACAGUGCAUGCCUCUGGCGUUCUCGCAACACACUAUUCAUGUGGUGGAAAAAUAUGGCCUUGGAACCAGACUGCAGAGGCAGAGGCCUGGAGCUCCCAUAUCAAGCCUGUCGGGCCUUUCCCUUAAAGAGGGUGAGGACCAGAAGGAGAUCACCAUCGAACCUGCCCAGGCCCUUGAUGAAGUGGAACCCCUGCCUGAAGACUGUUAUACCAGGCCCAUCAGCUUACCGGAGGUGACCACGCUGCGCCAGCGGCUUCUGCAGCCAGACUUCCAGCCUGCAGUGGCGUCUCAGCUCCACCCCAGACACAAACACCUUCUGAUGAAGCGCUCACUGCGCUGCAGGAAAUGUGAGCACAACUUGAGCAAGCCAGAGUUUAAUCCUACUUCAAUCAAGUUUAAAAUCCAGCUGGUGGCUGUGAGUUACAUCCCUGAAGUGAGAAUUAUGUCCAUUCCAAAUCUCCGGAACCUGAAGGAGAGCCAAGUGCUGCUGACCCUGACCAACCCGGUGGAGAACAUCACCCACGUCACGUUGGCUGCCUGUGAGGACGACGAUCCUGAUGAUGUCAAUAGCACUGCGAAGGUUAUGGUACCCAGCAAAGAACUGGUCUUGGCAGGAAAGGAUGCUGCUGCUGAGUACGAUGAACUGGCUGAACCUCAGGACUUCCAGGAUGACCCUGAUGUUGUUGCCUUCAGGAAAUCCAACAAGAUUGGUUUCUUCAUCAAAGUGAUCCCUCAGAAAGAAGAGGAUGCGGACGUCACCGUUUCAUUUAAGAUCCGACACGACUUCCGCAACCUCGCGGCUCCCGUCAGGCCGAGCGAGGAGGGAGCCGAAACCACCGCCGAGGCCGUUUGGCUCACGCACCACGUAGAGCUGAGGCUGGGACCACUCGCUCCCUGAACAUGAAUACUUGGUUUACUAUCAAACAGUCCUACUGUUGAGUUCUUUUAACUAAUUUCUGUAAACCUGUGGGAUGAAUUUAAUUUACAAAAAUGAUUUCCGAUUCUGCUCAUUGAUCUGUAAGAACUAUUUAUGAUCUGCCUGACAUACGGUUGUUUCAGAGUUGUAGCUCAAGCUGCGUCACCAGAUGUACAUUGUAGAACAUACAGUGAUUGCAUGAUAGCCCAGUUUAUGAAACUACAGGAAACCAUGACUGACUGCAGACUGAUAAGUGCAUCACGUUUAACUUGACUAACUGAUUUAUUUUUUUUGUUAGCCAAAAACAUGGCGAUAUAUAGUGUUUCACAUCAUCAUUCUCCUCAGCUUAAACACUAUAGCAUCUAUCGGUAAAAAGCACUUUUAGUGCGAGGUUACCUACAGGAAACGGAACCAUAUAUAUAUACAAUGACUUAAAACAUGUUAGGCUUUGUUUAGAAAUUCCACUGAUGUGCUUACUUUGCUUGUUGUGCUACAUACAGUAUUUUCUUAAAUGGCAAAGCAACUACAAAGUUUGUCUUUUUCAAAGUAUUAGCGGUGGAUUUUUGGAGUGAAAUAUUAGUCUUUAUAGUUUGUAGAAAAUAGCAGUUUAUGUUCAAAGAUGAGAGGUUAUACGUUAAUAUAACGGCAUCGAGAUGUGGUAGAGAAUGAAUGAGCAGAAUCAGAAACCACAGUUGAGAACAAUCCAAAUAAUCCCGGACCGUGCAGCACACACUGCGAUUUCAGCUUAUGUAUCCUCGUCAACAUUCUUUUCUGCAGACAGUAAUAUCGUAUUAAGUCGCAUGCUUCAACUAUAGUAAAUAUCGCACACGUUAGACAAGUCAUCACAGUUACUGAUCCUGAACAGAAAGGUAGGUUCUCUGGUUGAAGGUGAGACCUGCCCAUACUUUUACUUUUGUCUGAAGUCUAACAGUAACCAUCACUAGCACUAUGGAGAGGACGUAUACGAAGCUCUGUAAAGUACAUGAAAUACAAAGUGUUCAUUAUUUAAAUGUAUUGAGACACUAUCAUUUUUUUUUUUUUAUGAUUUUAAAAAUGUAUCCUCCUGGUUUGUAGAACUCACUGACCUCUGUGGCAGUGUAUAUCGUAAGCUGCUGUUAUUUUUGGUCUCGAGUGUGUUAGUAAAGCAUAGCCUCAAAACACUGUUAAUCUUAAUUCUGUACCGGCUAAUAAAAUAAUGUGAUACUGUAACCGA